CGCCGCAGGGCCAGGCGGUGUGUCGAAUGCAGGAGGGCGUUCCGCGCAAUCUACUCAAGCGAAAGUAUUGCCUAAAGAUGCGAGUGCAGUCCCAACUUCGCCGGGGUCUGCCGGAGGUCCCGAAACUCCAACACUGGACGUUUUUGGGUCGGCGGGAUUGCGACCUUCCAACUUGGCAAAUAUGCCGCCUUGGGUGCCCACGGAGAGGGAUGAAUGGAACAUAUCCAGUGCAAAUAUGUCGGGGGCUGGAAGAGUGCAAGAGUUUGUUAUGAUGCAUGCAUCGUGCGGACCAGGACCACACAUAUGGUCUAGAAUACACAGAAAAGCAAAAGCAUCACAGAUUUUUUGCCGAGGCCUUCCCGAAGAUGUAGACGCCUCUCGCGCAAUAAAGAAGCAGGAGCAGCGACUUUUCUGCUGUCGUGGAGCUGUUGUACCUGUAGAAAGUGGAUCAAGUUAUCCGCCGAGGGUUAGCGGUAAGAUCGGCAGAGACCAGUACGUAGAGCUGUUCUAACGCCAACCCGCCACCAGGAGUUAAAUGGUUCCUAUUACUGCUAGUACUUGAUUCCAAGCAAGAAGUGGGCAGUGUUGUGGUUCAUGGAACACAGAGUCGCGAUGCUUCUGCCAUCGAGACUUUGCACGGCAAGCUGCAUCCUUCCUCCAGAUCUAGACAUAUCAAUCGGCAAUGCAUAGAACCCCGAGCGAUACAAUACCACGGCGGCCUUGCGGCGUUCGUUGGAGAGCGUGCGGUUUCUCAUGGAACUGCCACACAGCCACCGGAAUUUGCCACCGGCGCCGAACCUCCCAGACUUCGCCGGAACUUGGGUCGAGUAUAGCAACCGGGGCUUGCCGCGGGUGCGACAGCUACUGCCGCUCGUGAAUAAAAAGUUGCUCAAGAAGAAUAGCAGCGGAGUCGAAACUUGCAAAGUGAGCUUCCAUGCCAAGGCCAUGGUGCUCGAGAGCUCCUUUGUCGAUCAACAAGCCAUCACCCUGGAUGAUCUGCGAGUGUGCAUGCACGACCGCCGGCUAUGCAUUGCAAAUAUGUUGUCUGGGUGGUCUGGAAGGAUGGAACUUGUGGUGCUGCAUUUCGGUUCUCUACUGCACGAGCAGCAUAAGGCAUACUUACACCACAGGGACAGACAUGAUAGGUCAUGCAAAACGCGCGGGACAGAAGAAAAAGCUCAGUCCUCUUGUUGACCGAUACAACAUGUUUGCAGUUCAUGUCGGCUCACAGCUUACAGCAGCACCAGCGGGCGGACGCUUUUCUGGUCCAAGUGGAGCAAGGAUAAGCGAGUACUUAGGCGAUUUUCAUGAUAUAUAUUUAUGCACAUUUCGACAUCUUCGACAUCGCUCACUGUUCUUCUUUCGUGCCGCUGUUGUUGCUGUCGGAUCCUUAUCAUCGCUUCGCAACUACAGCUGGGUGGCAGUCGAUGCUUGUCAUAUUCAUCGCCAACCUGAUAUUAACGAAAAAUACGUAAUCCAAACUUAACGAUAUCUCAGUGCUCCCUGCAGCGCGUGGUCGAGAACGAUAGUUUGGUGUUGCACUGCGAGCAUUUCUUGGUCCACUGCGAUAGCAACAUGCUUGCGGGUUCCGCCUGUGACGUCCGGGAGCGGAAAGGCGUUCGUAUUGAGCAGCUUGUGGAGGACUGGAACCAGAAAUGGUUCUUGUGCCGCCGGUACAUCGUCUGUGCGUCGGAUGGGGGUUUGGAGGAGGCGACUUGGGACCGGUUUUUUAUCCGCGCCUCGGAUACCAAAAUCGCGGCCGCGAAGGAAGCGUGGCGCAACGCGGCCUCGGCGGCUAAGGCAAAGGUCGCGGGGGCGAGGUUGCUGCCUGCUGUGAAAGAUAAACCAAUCGUUUCUGUGGCAGGAGGAGAUGCGCGACGUGCAGCUGCGGACCAGCAGUCCGCAGAGGUGCCGGGAAUGACUACUUCUGGGGACGAUCAAGGGAGUGCGUCAAAAAUGCCGGUCGCAAAUACUUCAGCAACCCUUCUUUUCACGCCUUCUGCUACUUCGAGCACGAGUACAACCGCCUCGAAUCCUCCUGGCCCAGCAACAGCCAGCAGUAAGAAGAAGCGCGGGUCGUUCCUGCAGCGAUGGUUCGGGGUGGGUAAUAGUGCAACUACGGCAAACAACUACAGCAAGGUCGUGCCAGAUCCGGAUCGAAGUGGUUCCGCCGCCAUGAUUCCGGAAGCGCUCGACGACAGUGCGCUACUUGGGAUAUGAAUUGUAAAAAUGUCUGGGUCUGGAAACUUGCGAUGCUAAAAUAUGCAAGAUGAAAACAUGACAACUUUCCAGCACGCUUUCUCAUAGGCAAUCCGCAUGAGAGACUGCGUGUUUGCAUGUACAAAAGAGGCUGCGCCUUUUGGUGGUUGUGCAAUACAGAUUUCCUAGGUAUGAAAAGCUAGCAUUACAAGUUCCAACCUUCCAGACCUAGACAUAUUUGCAAUCCAUAUGGGACGGCGAGUGUCGAUUUUUCUGCGACAACCUCCAUGCCGAUGAUGGAGUAUGACCUUCCGGCCCUCCUCCAGGACGAAAAUGCAUUCAUAGCAUCUUCGUCUUUGCAGCUGAAACCCGCGG
Molecule: messenger RNA, 2574 nt
Organism: Amoebophrya sp. A120
Lineage: Eukaryota; Dinophyceae; Syndiniales; Amoebophryaceae
Source: the annotation of a GenBank genome assembly